AUGGUCAUCGAUUCGGGUCGAGAGCCUGUGGCGUAUCGUGUCCCGGCGCCGACACAGGACAAGCCCAAAACCAAGCAGCUACCAGUGACCUUGCUCUCUGGCUUCCUGGGUAGUGGAAAAACCACUCUAUUGAAACACAUCCUCAAGUCCCCCGAUCAUGGCUUGCGCAUCGCAGUCAUUGUGAAUGACAUGAGCCAACUCAACAUAGAUGCUGCCCUCAUCAAGAACCACAAGGUCUCUCAAACCACCGAAAAACUCAUCCAGCUACAGAACGGCUGUAUUUGCUGUACUCUGCGUGGAGACCUACUUUCCGAAUUAGCCCAGCUCACAAAGCAAAAUGAAAUCCAAUAUGUCAUUAUCGAGAGCACGGGCAUUAGCGAGCCAAUGCAAGUUGCCGAGACAUUUACCUCAGAAUUCAGUGCUGCCAUGUUGGAGGCCGAAGACCAGAUUGCGGACACUGAUGAAGACACUAAGAAGGUCUUGAAAGAAAUGUUCGUGCUAUCCCGACUCGGUGCUGCCUAUUUCCGGUCUAAUAUCCGCAGCGUUGAAAUGGGUGGUCUACACACGAUGGCUCGUCUCGAUACCACAGUCACGGUCAUCGAUGCCUUCAAUCUCCUCUCCAACUUUGACACUACAGAGUUCCUGUCUGACCGCUAUGGGCGAGAUGAGAUCGUUCCUGAGGAUGAACGCACGAUCUCCGAUCUUAUGGUUGACCAGAUCGAGUUUGCCGAUGUGCUCAUCAUCAAUAAGAUUGAAUCAGUUGAUCAAUCGACACGAGACAAGAUCUCUCAAUUGGUCAGGCUUCUCAACCCCGAUGCAAAGGUUCUCAUGUCGAACUAUUCUCAAGUGGACGUGCGUGAGAUUGUUGCAACCAACAAAUUCGAUUUCGUGCGGGCUGCUUCUGGCGCUGGGUGGCUUCGUAGCUUGCAUGAGAUGACGAUCCGACAAACCGGUAAUGGGGAGCGUAUGGCUCCUAAGCCGGAGACUCUGGAGUACGGAAUUAACAACUUUGUUUACUCCGCUCGGCGACCCUUCCACCCACGUCGGCUCUUCUCUCUUCUCCACGACAAGUUCAUUCUUCUGCAGAACAAUGAAUUGGAGGAACAGGAGGAAGGCGAGGAUAUGGAGGAAGACGAUGACCAUGAGCAAGAUGAUGACGAGAUGGAUACCGACACCGACUCCGUGCAGGACUUCGACCAACCAGAUCCUGAGGACAUCCUCAAGAACAAGCGCCAACACCCUGCUUUCGGUCCCGUCUUGCGUUCAAAAGGCUUCUUCUGGUUACCUACUCGGCCAUUCCAGUUCGGAGAAUGGAGUCAAGCCGGCGGUAUGUUGACUGUCGGCUGUGGAGGACCUUGGUUUGCAGAAGUACCCGAUGAAGCCUGGCCGGAAGACGAGGAUGUCGUAAAGUCGAUUCAAAACGACUUCCAGGGCCCCUGGGGAGACCGACGCCAAGAACUUGUGUUCAUUGGCGAGGGAAUUGACGAGACUGCGAUCUCGGCUAUUCUUGACAAGUGCCUCCUGAGUGAUCAAGAUAUGCAGCAGUGGGAAAAAAUCAUGAGGAAUAAGAAGCUUAGCCGAGAGGCUAAGACUAAGAAGCUGGCUAGUAUCUGGGAAGAUGGUUGGGAGGAAUGGCCUGCUUUUGAGAUCGAGGACGAGGAGGAGCAGGGGAAGCACCGCAUCAGCGAGUAUAUAGGUCAUCCACAGGGCCCGAAGAUGGGUCAUAAGCAUAGCCACCAUUAG
This is a messenger RNA of Penicillium brasilianum, 1743 nucleotides long. The record is from the annotation of a GenBank genome assembly. NCBI's taxonomy places the organism in Eukaryota, Fungi, Ascomycota, Eurotiomycetes, Eurotiales, Aspergillaceae.